This is a messenger RNA of Populus euphratica (Euphrates poplar), 891 nucleotides long. RefSeq lists its product as uncharacterized. Bases 1 to 891 code for a protein of 296 amino acids. The transcript has 6 exons. Gene Ontology annotation, molecular function: DNA-binding transcription factor activity; DNA binding. Lineage: Eukaryota; Viridiplantae; Streptophyta; Magnoliopsida; Malpighiales; Salicaceae. The record is from RefSeq and is a predicted model, not a curated record.
AUGAAGAAAGUUGAAAAUGAGAGCUCUCCAAAUAAAGGGUCUCCAUCAUCUUCUCUUGAUAUAAGAGUUACUCAGAGAGGUGUAGCUGGUAGUUUGCAAGAAAAAAACAUGAAAUCAGCCACUGUUAGGCCUUAUGUUCGAUCGAAAAUGCCCAGGCUUCGCUGGGCACCUGAUCUUCAUCACUGCUUUGUGCAUGCAGUUGAAAGGCUCGGUGGAGAAGACCGGGCCACCCCAAAGAUGGUUUUGCAAAUCAUGGAUGUGAAGGGCCUUACCAUAUCUCACGUAAAGAGCCAUCUUCAGAUGUACAGGAGCAUGAAGCAUGAGCAGAUGACACAAGAAGCGGCUAUGGAAGCAAAGAAGAAUGGUAAGGAGCCUGAGAUUCAUCAUUCAAAUUAUUUGACGCAUACAAUGUGCUGCCAACAGAAUCGUCAGUUAAAUGGCAAGCGAUUGGUCAAUAACAAUGCACUUCUCCAUCAAGGCCGUGGAGCUCACAAUCCUGCUAAUGGGUUUGCCCUAAGAAAUGCUAGCUUCUUGACAUCUCAAAGGGAAGGGCUGUGGAUUGGAAAGAAAGUGAAUGAACCAUUCUUACAUGAAGAAAAAACAAGCAAGGAGUGGGAGCAGAAACCUGAUAAUUACAUUAUCUUCAAGGAUCUACUCAAGAGCUGCAAUGGCACAGAGACAAAUGACCAAGAUAAGACGUCGGCAGGGGCCACGGGUUGCAAUAAAAGUAAUCAAAGUUUAGAAGAAUUAGACGAGAUUGCACAGAGAAUAGAUGGUGACAGGAUGACUUUAUCCCUAAAAUCAAAAGUUUCCGAGUCUUUUUUGAAGCUGGGCAAAGCAAAGGAUAGUUCAGAUGUGAAUGAUGUUUCUCUUGAGCUCACCCUUGCUUGA